ACGCAAUGCAGGCCCAAAGCCCUAAAUAACAAUUUUUACCCUAGUAACAUAAGUCAGUUCCCCAGCAGCAGUUACUUCGUGGUGGAAUUAUGAAUCUCCGAUAUUACACUGAUAUUGUAAAUGGCCUUAGAAAGGAUGCGUCCUUAUUUAUGUGACAAAAUCAUAGCUGAGAGACACUUUGAUUACCUACGAUCAAAAAAAAUUCUUACCAGAGAAGAUGCCGAAGAAAUUUCUUGUCGACCCUCAAGUAGGAAAAAAACUGGCAAGUUAUUGGACUAUUUAGCAGAAAAUCCAAAGGGACUCGAUACUUUGAUUGAAUCUAUCAGACGAGAGAGAACACAGAACUUCCUCUUAGAAAAGAUAACUGAUGUGGUGUUGAAGGUCAAAAAUGAAAAACUUGAAGCUCUCAAAGGCCUAAGCUGUAGCACCUGUAUGACCUCACUGUAUGGAGGAACAAAUAAUCUUUCUAGGUCAUAUUCUGAUGAAUCGAAUUUCUAUGAAAAAAUAAAAGGCAAAGAACCCACCCAUGUUUAUCUUACAGAAGAAGAGUUCAGUACAGCUGCCUUUAUGUCUGCUGCAUCUCUUCGUUCAAUGAAUCUACCAGUUGUGGAAAUGGGAAGUGCAGAAAAUACAGUUUUCUCAGCCACUCUUCCAGGACCUGGAGAUCCUGGAGGACCCCCUCUUCCUCCAGAUCUGCAGUCUGAACAACAGGAAGCCUGUACCAGCUCAAGUGACAAUCUUUUUCUGCCUUUGAGAUCACGUUCUCUUCUACCCUAAUGAUCUUCAGUGAUACUUUUUUUUUAAAGCCUUUUCUUUCAAAGAGCCCACUGCUUGCAUAGGUGUGGAAAUUGCAAAUUGGCACAAAUUGUGUGUUUUUUGCAACCCCUCUUUUUUUAAAUUAAAAAAAAAAAAAAAAAGCUCUUUUUUGUCUAAUAACGUUUUUAUUACUUUUUGGAAGCCUUAAAAAUGUCACUGGUGCUGUACUUUAGUUUUAAAUUGAUAUUUAGGGUUUCAUGUUUUAACCUUGGCUGCAAAUACUUGAGCUGCACUACUGGAAUCUGCUGUAUUGUAUAUUUUUGUGAAAAAUCAAAGAAAAAAAGAAGGCUAAAAAAGAACCCUUAAAAAGCAGAUUACUUUAGAAUUCUAAUUUUCUACUGUUUCUAAAUGUUUAAACUUGUUUAACAGUCUUAUUUUUCUGUGUGAGAGAAACUCCUGCCUCCACCCUUAUGUGGCGCGCUCGUUGCUAGAGAUCUACCAAACUUAAGGAGGUAGCCAGCCAUUUUUGUGGGCAGAUCACCUGGGGCUGGCUGCCAUUUUCAUGGGCUGAGCAUGGCACCGUGCCUUUGGCUGAGGGGCCCCAUCAGUCCCACCCCUCCCUGGUGAUUGCCAUGUUGCCUAAAAACCUCAGCUUAAUUAGCCUGAUUAAGCCUGGGGAAGCCACUAAUACAUUUGUUAAGUGUGGAUUAGUGGCUUCCCAUGGUUUAAACAAGGUAAUUAAGCCACAGUUUUGUGCUAUCCCUAAGCGGCAGGCUCUGCAAUUUUGGUGGGCUUGCUGCAAAAAGGAACCCCCCCACUGCCCCAACCUGCUGGCAAGCAGAGAAAAGGCCAGGAAACCCUGUAGUCUUAAACUGGGGGGCAGGGCGGCAGAUCUGCUCGGGGCAGAUGUGGAGGCAGCCUCUGUGCCUCCUGCUGCAACCAGACCUGCCUUGCCCCUCUCCCUUCCCCCUGUGCUCUAAGACUGCAGGGCUUCCCAACCUUUUCUCUGCUUGCCACCAAGUUACAUUUUGUAGCAAGCUUGCCAAAAUUGCAGAGCCUGCCCAAAACUGCAGUUUCCGUAAACAUGGCACAGUCGCAAUUACUUUAGGUCCCUACUCAUUACCAAGCCAGAAUUUGGCCCUUCUGUAGCAGUAUAUUGAUGCUUAUUUCCAAAUAAUUCUGUUUAGUUUUCCAAACUCUUUUAUCCAGAUAAUAUGAAAGUGAAAAGUAUGCAGAUAUCACUUUAAUUUGGUUUAGCAUAUGCUAAAUAUGCUUUCACAUGGCUCCAAAUCAUGUUUUUUAUGUAAUAUAUCAAAAUAGCUGGCUUGAGAUGCACUUUUAAAAUGAAUUGUCAUGAAUUCUAGAAAGGAAUGUAAGGUACUCUGACCACUCUAAACUACUCAGAAGACUGAGGGGUUGUUUGCAGUCCGGGUAGUUAAAUUCAUACCAUAUAGUAGCACAUUUACAUUGCACGUGGCUUAGAGUCCAAAACAUAGUUUUAAAAUUAUUUUUAACAUGGGAGAGUUCUCAGAUUGCCAGAUAUGGUACCAUGUGCUUUACACCUCUUCAGUUCUAAUACUUGCUUCAUAAAACUGACUGAUAUGAUCAAGUGUACAAAUGCAGAUUGAAGCUUAACCUUAUAUAUGCAGUGAGAAAAGUGCUCUUACUCAGGCAUAUUUUAAAGGACUGUUUCAGUUUACUGAGUUCAGUUAAGCUUGGAUAUUUAAAAUAUUCUAAUGCUAGUAUAGCACUAUUGCAGGAGUGUUCUGCUUUGUCAGAAGCCUGCAUUUCUUUUCUAAUCCUGGUUCUGGUGUUGUAGAGGCCUAAAGGAGGCUGAUGUCUUGGGCCUCAGCACAGCCAGCAGAGUGACCUGUAUAUGUGUGCAGGUUGGUCAAGAUUAAGGAGAUUAUUCUGUGGAAACAUCUCAAGUAUAUUAAUGAAGAAGCUUGCAUGUGACAACAAAUACGGGCUCUUAUUAGUGUAUAUAGCAGUCCUCUUCUGUUUCCCAUCUAUUUAAGACAUGCUGGGAUAGAUUUUUCAGUGAUACUCAAGUACUAACUGUAAUGGGCAUUAUAUGCUUAAAUACCUUUGAAAAAAAUUGAUCCUUUGUGUCUGGUUUUAAAAAACCUGCAGAUCCCAUUGACUUGGGCUGGAGUUGUGGAUGUUUAAAUGCCCCUCCAAUUUGAACAUUCCAGGUAUGUUUUUUAUGAAUUAUGCAGGUAAUCUCAUAAUUUAUUUUGGAGUUCCCUUGUUGGAAGAGUUUGUGGAACUUGUGCUUACAAACUAAGUCUGGAUCUAAUCCUGAGAAUUCUCUUGACUUCCAGGGACCAACCAAUGCCCUUCCUCUUAAAAACAGAAAAACUUCUUUGGGAGCAGGAGGAAAUGCAUAGGAGCUGAGGUGCUUAAUUUUGGAUAAGAUAAUGUUCUGUGAUAAAUUCGUCCCCUCCUACCCCCUUUUGGAAUUUCCUUAAAUCAGAGGGAGGUUGGGACCCCUCAUAAAGCAAGAAUUAUGUAUCAGUUCAAGAUGGAUAUUAGUUAGGUAAAAAAUCUCGAACAAAUAUCUGUAACAAAUACGAUGUAUACUGCACAGUCUACAUGUACAGUGAUCGCUGUUUAAACAAAUGUAUAUAAUGUGACCAAAUACUUGGAAUUGGUGUACUUUUAGAUGUGAAAUUUUUAUCAUAAGUGAAAUAAACAUUUUUGCAUACUUGUCUA
Messenger RNA from Alligator sinensis (Chinese alligator), 3471 nucleotides. It is a transcript of the gene BCL10, whose product is annotated as B cell CLL/lymphoma 10. NCBI's taxonomy places the organism in Eukaryota, Metazoa, Chordata, Crocodylia, Alligatoridae. The transcript has 3 exons. Gene Ontology annotation, biological process: apoptotic process; positive regulation of extrinsic apoptotic signaling pathway; canonical NF-kappaB signal transduction. Gene Ontology annotation, cellular component: cytosol; CBM complex. Bases 121 to 777 code for a protein of 218 amino acids. The record is from RefSeq and is a predicted model, not a curated record. Gene Ontology annotation, molecular function: transcription coactivator activity; NF-kappaB binding; protein kinase B binding.